Symbiodinium sp. CCMP2592 is the source of this 1971-nucleotide messenger RNA. Lineage: Eukaryota; Dinophyceae; Suessiales; Symbiodiniaceae. The record is from the annotation of a GenBank genome assembly.
AUGGAAGAUCGGCGUCCAACGGCUGGCACUCGCAGUGCGGCUCUUUCGGUCCAGCGCAUUCGCGGGGAGGAUCUGCCACUUACCUCGGUUCCACCACCAGCAUGGGUUGCUCCGCUGGCCACCGCGCCCACAGUUCUGGCAGUUCCGCCGACCUUAGCUGCGAGACCUGCCCAGACUGCUGAAGCUUUCUCAAUGAUGCAGGAGUCCGCGACCACACCGUGCCGAGCAUCGCAGACAUCGCAGCAGUUGGCCAUGCCUGCGCUCCCCGCGCUGGGCCUCCUGGCGACUGGUGGCCCGAUGGCGUUUGCGCAUGGGAAGUGUGGGACCGUUUCUUCUUCUGAUGAGUCUGGGAGUGGCAUGGAGGAUGCCUCGACGUCUGAGAUCUCGGAUAGCGAAGUGUCAGACUCCAGCAGCUCCGAAAUGGCAGUCAGCGCGACACGGACGGUGAUGACGCGAAGUGCAACGAAACUAGCUCUUAUGAGGCACAAUCUUACCAACGGUCGGCGUGUGUUGGGCAAGACGCGCUGCCGAGUGUCGGGUUCUCUACUGCUGUUGGGGCUGAUUUGUUCCGCGUGUGUGAUCUUCGAGUUCAGCCGCCAAGAGAUCCUGGAGGAGGCGAAGGAACUGACCGCGGCGAAAUACUUCGACCAGGCAAUCUUCGGAGUCCUCCUGUAUCUCUUUCAAAUCGGCUUCGUAUGCCUUGCUCCCCUCGCGGAUGACAUUACCCUGACGCGACUUGCAUUGAUGCAACUUGGUCUGGUUGCGAUGCUGGCCGCUGUCUUCCUCGUGGGACCGACACUGUGGCAAACCAAUGAGAAGCGGAGAACUGGUGAAUGCAGUAUGUACGGUUUUGAAAUGCCAACUAUUGGCUGCGAAAUGAGCCUCGUUCAGGUCUGCUUGCGAAUGGCAGCACUGGCAUUCGUCGUCGUGGCGAACUUCCUUGUUGGUUUGCUUCAUGAUGUAACACGUAUGCAGAGGAUGAUGUGGUUUAUCAUUUCGCUGUUUCUGUCGAUUGAAAUCCUGGCUGUGCUUGUCAAAUGCAUUGCAGUCGGUGUACUUAUCCAGAGAAUCGACCCGAUAAGCAUGCGCCUGGUCGGUAUGAUUCCAUCAAUGGCCAUCGCGCGCACGAGACAGCUCCGCAGCAGCAUUCAGGGCUCUGUUGCCAACUUCUUCUCUUACCGGGAGAACCGCGCUGCAGCGGCGGGGAUUGCCGGUCUAGUGGGCAACUGCUCCAUCCACGAGGUCAUGACUCAAGCCAAAAAGCGGUUUCGCUGUGUGGACUUCUCCAGGCUUAGUCAAGACGAGCUGGCAAACAACAAGCCAAGUCCACAAGUCUUCCAGCUCUCGCGCGGCUUCAAGCUUGGAACAUGUGAUGCCUUCGUCUCCCACUCUUGGCAUGAUGAUGCUCCUGCUAAGUGGGAAGCGCUGAGCUGGUGGAAGUCCAAGUUCGAGGAGAGCAGGCAGCGUGCUCCCAAUAUUUGGUUCGACAAGUGCUGCAUUGACCAGAACGACAUUGAGGCAGACUUGCGGUGUCUGCCCAUCUUCUUGAGCGGCUGUUCCGAGCUGGUCGUCUUUUGCGGCCCUACGUAUCUAAGUCGCUUGUGGUGUAUCGUCGAGCUCUUCACUUUUGUUCAUAUUGGAGGCAAUCUUCACGAGAUCAACAUCAUCCCUGUCUUGCGACGUGGCCAUGAGCACGAAGAUCGGCAGAAGCUCAAAGCGUCAUUCUUGAACUUUGACGUCAUGGAUUGCGACUGCUUCAACCAGGAAGACAAGGAGAAAAUGCUGGACAUCAUCCAGACUGCUUUUGGAGAUCUGGCAAAGUUCAACGAUGCCGUGAAGGCAAUUCUGGAUGAUAUACAAUGGACAAGUGUCUUUGAAGAGGAGCGUCAGUGGAAAGACCCAUUCUCAGAAGUGCCUGCAGACAGCCCUGUGCCUUCUGUCCCUCCCGCCCGCAAAUGGCGUUGGCCUUGA